Molecule: messenger RNA, 897 nt
Organism: Beta vulgaris subsp. vulgaris (sugar beet)
Lineage: Eukaryota; Viridiplantae; Streptophyta; Magnoliopsida; Caryophyllales; Amaranthaceae
Product: probable NAD(P)H dehydrogenase (quinone) FQR1-like 3
Exons: 4
Coding region: 125-736 (203 amino acids)
Molecular function (GO): NAD(P)H dehydrogenase (quinone) activity; FMN binding
Source: RefSeq, a predicted model, not a curated record
CCUUAAAAAGAAAUAAAGAUUUGUGGCUUUCCACCUGUAAGAUCCGAUGGAACCCCUUCAAAGUUGACUCUAAUCAAUCCAACUUCAAACUCGUCAUCUUCAAACUAAUUGCAGAGUAGCAGCAAUGUCUUCAACCAAAGUCUACAUAGUGUAUUACUCUUUAUUUGGGCAUGUCGAGGUUAUGGCUAGAGAAGUGUUAAGAGGAGCUUCUUCUGUUGAAGGCGUUGAAGCUUCAUUAUGGCUGAUACCUGAGACACUUCCCCAAAGGGUAUUGGAUAAAAUGAAGGCUCCUCCAAAGCCGAGUGAUGUGGGAAUAAUUAAACCAGAAGAGCUAGUGAAUGCGGAUGGGUUUCUUUUUGGCUUUCCCUCUCGAUUUGGAAUGAUGCCUGCACAAUUUCUGGCCUUUUUUGAGGCCAGCUACGAGUUAGCGGCAUCUCAGUCACUUGCUGGUAAGCCUGCAGGCGUCUUUUGGAGUACUGGCUUCUAUGGUGGAGGUCAGGAGAACGCUGCAUUGACAGCCGUUACUCAGUUGUCACACCAUGGUAUGUUAUAUGUUCCUCUGGGAUACACCUUCGGGGAUGGCAUGUUUGAAAUGUGCGAGGUGAAGGGUGGCUCUUCAUAUGGUGCAGGAACAUUUGCAGGAGAUGGAUCUCGGCAACCAUCUGAUCUUGAACUUCAGCUGGCUUUUUACCAAGGUAAGUAUCUUGCUCAAGUAGCAAAGAAGCUCAAGAGUUGAAACCUUGUUGGUACGACAUACCCAUUGAACAUCAUUCAUUAUUCAAACAUCAAGAAAUACCAAGUGUAUAAUAUACCUUUUCACAUUUGUACUUCGUUGAACUAUACUACUUGAAUUAAGAUCAAAAUCUUGAUGUUAAUCUAAGAUUCACUAUCUUUUAA